AUGAAUGAUACCACUCCCUCUCCGACCCCCGGCCCAGCGACGAAGCCAUCUCCUAGCUCGAAAUCCCCGCCAACGUCAACGGCCGGAACCAAGCGCAAGCGGUCGCCGGCUGGUAAAUAUUACGCCGUCAAGGUGGGCUAUCAACCAGGAGUGUAUAAUUUGUGGAACGAAUGCUUGACCCAGGUGACGGGAUACAAAGGCGCAGUGUUCCAGGCAUUUUCUACGUAUGAAGACGCGAGUGCAUUUCUGACGGGCACCCCCCCCCCCAACGCGCGGGGUGCCACGCCCCUGGAUGCAGAACCUACUCGAUUCUACGGCGUUCAGCGCGGACGAGUUCCCGGCGUAUACACGAAUUGGGCAAAGGCCCAAGAUCAAAUCAAAGGAUUUACUCGACCUCGGUAUAAGAAAUUUCCCACCCGGGCAGAGGCGGAGGCGUUCGUGAAGCAGGGUCAAGGGAGCAGCGGCGCUUCGUUUGCUGCGUCCGCGCCCAAUCUGCAGCGUCUGCCGGGGGCCCCUGGAAUGACGGACGAGGCCCCGCGAGACGAGCAGGGCGAAUUGUUUGAGGCGGGCGAUAGUUUUCUUCCCCCGGGCGCCGAGGACGGUUUCGACCCCAACGUCCUUUUCGAUCCCAAAACCGGCAAAGUAGUCUACAAAUCGAAGGAGCAAAAAAGUGCCACGAAGACAAUGCCGACAGGUCCUCCCGGCAUGCUGCGAAUCUACACGGAUGGCAGCUCUCUCAAGAAUGGCCGCGCCCUUGCAUCAGCGGGCGUUGGCGUAUAUUUCGGGCCUGGAGAUAAAAGUAGAAAUGUUUCCGAGCCCCUCAAAGGUAGCCGUCAAACGAAUCAGCGGGCUGAAUUAACGGCAAUCCUGCGAGCCUUGGACAUUGCACCGCGGCAUCGAGACGUGACCAUAUUUACAGAUAGCCGGUACGCGAUCGACUGCGUCACUUCCUGGUUCAUCAAAUGGCGGAAGAACAAUUGGAUGACUGCCGGCAAUAAACCGGUUGAGAAUAAAGACUUGGUCCAAUCCAUACUCGUAAAGAUAGAAGAGCGCGAGGAACUCAAGGUCAAGACCUUGUUCGAAUGGAUCAAGGGCCAUAAUUCAGAUCCUGGCAACGAGGCGGCCGACCGCCUCGCCGUCAGCGGCGCCAAGCGUGGCGUGUCAGAAAAGGCGGCCGCGAUGGAGGCUAUGAAGGAUAUUCCGGACGAGGAAUUCGAUGAUGAUCUAAUAGGAUCGCCCACCUGGCGAAGUCAAGGACGGUGCAGUAUGCCCGCUCUUUCGUUGAUCAAUUUCAACAUCGUUUGUGCCACCCUGGGCGGCUUUAUCUCGGUGUUCGGGCUCGUGUCCUACUUAUUUAAGGAGCGAUUCUACCUGUCCGAAGCAUUGAUAUCCCUUCUGGCGGGGGUCAUCUUUUCCCCGCAUGCCGCCAAUUUCAUACGGCCUCAUGAGUAUGCACAAGGCUCCGAACAGAACCUAGAGGAGAUCACUCUGUAUUUCACGCGACUCGUGCUGGGAGUGCAGCUAGUUCUUGCCGGAGUCCAGCUCCCUAAACGUUAUCUUCAAAUCGAAUGGCGGAGUCUGUCGCUUCUCCUGGGGCCGGGGAUGGCCGCUAUGUGGAUAUGCAGUAGCUUGGUUGUUUGGGCGAUGAUCCCGAACUUCGAGUUUGUCCAUGCCCUUGUAGUCGGGGCCUGCGUUACCCCCACGGAUCCGGUUCUUUCGAACUCCAUCGUGAAGGGGAAGUUUGCCGACAGGAAUGUUCCCCGUGCCUUACAGCGGAUCAUUGUCGCCGAGUCUGGUGCUAACGAUGGCCUUGGGUAUCCUUUUCUGUUCUUUGGCCUCUAUCUUCUCAAGUACGUGGGUAUGAGUGGCGAGGGGUACAGCGGAGGUGCCGGGAAAGCCAUGGGUCUGUGGUUUUACGAGACUUGGGCCUACACCGUCCUCUUAAGCGUUGUCUACGGCACCACCGUGGGUUGGAUUUCCCGCGAACUGCUUCAUUGGGCGGAGGAAAAGCGGUACGUUGACCGGGAGAGCUUCCUUGUCUUCGCCAUCGCCCUUUCGCUUUUCAUCUUGGGAACUUGCGGCAUGAUCGGGACCGACGACCUGCUUGCAUGUUUUGUGGCUGGCAACGUUUUCACUCAAGAUGAUUGGUUCCGUUUGGAGACGAUGGAUGAUUCGUUGCAACCGACGAUCGAUAUGCUGCUGAACCUGGCAGUUUUCAUGUGGUUUGGCGCCGUCUGUCCGUGGUCCUCGUUUCUCAAUAACGAGAUUAUUACCAUCUAUCGCCUAGUAUUCCUAGGAGUCUUGAUCUUACUUGUCCGCCGGAUACCCGUCAUUCUGGCAAUGCACAAAUACAUCAACCAGAUCGAGAAUCUAUUUCAGGCCUUCUUUGUCGGUUUCUUUGGGCCGAUUGGAGUGGGGGCCGUCUUCUACCUAUCGAUCAGCCGCGAGUUUCUGCGUCAGAUUACCACCUCUGACGGGCAGGUGCGUGAGGAUGCCCAGCGAGUCUCGGAGGCGGUCGAUGUAGUGGUGUGGUUUCUGGUCAUCUGCAGUAUCGUUGUCCAUGGUCUGUCCAUCCCCUUGGUGAAAGCAGGGUAUCAUAUUCCCCGGACCAUUUCCCAUGCACUAAGUAAUGCUACGACGAUCGAAGUUGAGCCUGUCUCAAUCGCGAAUGUGCAGCAUACCCAUAGUACUGCGACCCGCGACCCCGAGGCUGCCAACACUCGAGGCCGCAAGCGCCCUUCGUCGCAGGCACCGUUGUCAACCGUGCUUCGAGUUGGUCGAUCAAUCAUCAGGCCUCGUUCGACGGAUCAGCCUCGACUAGGUACUGGCUAUGCCGAAGAGCCCGAACGACCGGUGAAGCUCGUGGUCACUGGGACGACCCCUCCGGAUGCAGCGAGCAGGUAG
Messenger RNA from Aspergillus affinis, 2904 nucleotides. RefSeq lists its product as uncharacterized. Gene Ontology annotation, molecular function: nucleic acid binding; RNA-DNA hybrid ribonuclease activity; sodium:proton antiporter activity. The record is from RefSeq and is a predicted model, not a curated record. Gene Ontology annotation, biological process: sodium ion export across plasma membrane; regulation of membrane potential; proton export across plasma membrane. Gene Ontology annotation, cellular component: plasma membrane. Bases 1 to 2904 code for a protein of 967 amino acids. The transcript is spliced from 8 exons. NCBI's taxonomy places the organism in Eukaryota, Fungi, Ascomycota, Eurotiomycetes, Eurotiales, Aspergillaceae.